Fulvia fulva is the source of this 1725-nucleotide messenger RNA. RefSeq names its product Lipase 4. Lineage: Eukaryota; Fungi; Ascomycota; Dothideomycetes; Mycosphaerellales; Mycosphaerellaceae. The coding region runs from base 1 to 1725 and encodes 574 amino acids. The record is from RefSeq and is a predicted model, not a curated record. The transcript is spliced from 3 exons.
AUGAUCUCCCUCGGAGUAGCUGGUAUUCUCCUUGCCGCAUCGUCAGCCACAGCACUCGAUGCCGCCACACCGCCAACCGCAACAGUCCGAAAUGGCACCUAUUACGGCUACCACGCCCCAGCGUAUGGCACAGACAACUUCCUAGGCAUUCCCUAUGCACAGCCCCCAGUGGGAGAUCUCCGCUUCCGAGUCCCUCAACCUCUCAACUCCAGCUGGUCGGACCUCCGCAAUGCCACCGAGUAUGGGUACCAGUGUAUCGGGUACGGUAAAGAUACAUGGAGCCAAGGGAACUAUGUCGAUGAGGAUUGCUUGACGUUGAAUGUGAUCCGGUCCAGGGGCGCUGGAGAUGCGUUGCCGGUCUUGGUCUGGAUCCAUGGUGGUGGGCUCGUUAUGGGAGGCUCUUCAGAUCGCCGCUAUAACCAGUCUUUCAUCGUCCAGCAAUCAGCUCAGGCCGGCAUGCCGAUCGUGGCGGUCUCGAUCAACUAUCGCUUAUCGGCAUGGGGCUUCCUCUACGGCAAAGAGAUCCAGGACAGUGGUAACGCGAUGGCUGGCUUUCGCGACCAGCGACUAGCAUUGCAGUGGAUUCGCGAGAAUAUUGCGGCUUUCGGUGGUGAUCCAGAUCGUGUCACGAUUCAAGGCGAGAGUGCUGGUGGUACUUCUGUUGCUGCUCAGCUGCUGGCGUACAACGGACGUGAUGAUAAGCUCUUUGCUGGCGCAAUCGCGGAGUCUGGGAAUCCUGCUGGCGUUGCAGCAUAUCCGACUGCUGAUGACUGGGAGCCAGUGAUCGCCAACAUUUCUUCUCAGACUGGCUGCGGAAACGCUAGGCAAUCUGUCUUGGACUGCCUUAGAACAGUGCCAGUUGAGCGGCUCAAUGCUGUGCUGAACUCGACCGCGACCCGCGGCGCUCGAUAUGGCUUCGUGGUAGAUGGCGAUUUCAUCCAGGACUACGCCUCUGCGCAGCUUGAGCGAGGUGAUUUUGUGCGUGUGCCAUACAUUAUUGGUACCAACACUGAUGAAGGCACCGGCUUUGGCGGAGCCAACGUCAACACUUCGUCUGAAUUCCUCGAGUAUGUUCAGGAUCUAGGAUACGACAAUGCCACGGCACAGGAUCUCACAAUACUGUACCCAGAUAUUCCAGAGACCGGAAUCCCGGCGACCAUAGAAGGGCGACCAAACUCGACAAUCGGUCUCCAGUUCAAGCGGACGGCCGCUCUUGGUGGUGACUUGCGUAUGACGGCUCCAAGAAGAUUCGCAGCUCAGUGGUGGGCCAAGCAUAGCGUACCAGUGUAUUCAUACCGUUUCAAUGUGCUGGUAAGCGGCGGCAUUUUCCAGGUCUCUUUGCAACGUAGUGCUGACUCUGUCCAGGUGAACGGCAUCUCCUGGCUCUCCGGGGCUGUGCACUUCCAAGAGGUGGCCUUCGUCUUCUAUAACACCGAAGGCCUAGGAUAUCCUCAAAACGGUGGCCCAAAUCCCAUGGGAGGUGAAGAGCGUCCCAAGUACUUAAAGCUUGCCCAGCUCAUGACACGAAUGUGGAUAUCCUUCGCAAACUUUGGCGACCCAAAUCGGCAAUUGGGAGUUGAUGCAGAAGCGUGGCCAGCAUAUAGCGUGGAAGAUUCGAAGAACUUUGUGUUUGAACAAAACACGACUUCGCACGCCGAGCCGGAUUACUAUCGCGCCGAAGGAAUGGAGUAUAUUAGCGGCAUCAUCUUGGCAAACAGAGGUUGA